Molecule: messenger RNA, 195 nt
Organism: Prunus armeniaca (apricot)
Lineage: Eukaryota; Viridiplantae; Streptophyta; Magnoliopsida; Rosales; Rosaceae
Source: the annotation of a GenBank genome assembly
AUGAUGUUGAGGAAUUGCAAGAUAUUGAAAAAAUAUAUGGAUGAAUGUGUUGGUAAUGCUGAGAAGAAUGAGAAUGACGACAAUGAAAAUGUUGAUAUUGAUAAUCACAAUGAAGCUGUUGAACAGGGUCCUCAAAAUCUCAAGGACGGCCCUGUGAAGUGGGUUAGUUUUGGUAAUUGGAUUUGUGACACCUAG